GGUUUAUAUUUUGUCUUAUUCUCUAUCUGCGUCUACAUUCUCUUUUACAAAAAGGGGAAGAAUUCUCCACUCAACAAGCCACUGAUUGCGACUACCAUCACCUUAUUCAUCAUGUGCACCACUCAUAUUGUGGUGGAUUUUGUGCGGGGAUGGAAGGCCUUCUUCAACUCGCCUAUGUCCCCACUGGAUUACUAUGUGCGAAUCUGGGACCCCUUGAACAUUUUCAAGCAAGCUCUGUUGACAUUCAGUAGUGUCGUUUCUGAUGGCUUAGUGGUAAGUCUACAGGUCUAUCGCUGCUAUAUUAUCUGGGGACGCAGAUACAGCAUCGUGGUGAUUCCAAUUAUAAUGCCUGCUGCCACUACAGUAUGCGCAUUCUUGGCAGUAUACAACUUCUCCAAGAUCCAACCUGGCGAAAGCGUUUUCACCUCCAUCAUCACCGAGUGGGCCACUGCCCUAUUCAGUUUGUCACUUGCAACAAAUGUCAUCAUCACAACCCUCAUCGCCUCACGCAUCUGGGCACUUCGUCGUCAGGCGUCGUCUACCCUAGGUCGCCGACAUACAGCAAAAUACACGAAUGCCAUGACUAUAAUCAUCGAGUCUGGUGCCAUUUAUUCGGCUUCUGUCAUGACUCUGCUCAUCCUCUACUGCAGACGAACAAAUGCUCAGUACAUCAUCUAUGACACUGUUGCCCAAGUUAUGGCGAUUGUUCCUACUAUGAUCAUCAUGAGAGUCGGUCUAGGGAUCAGCACAGAGGACGUUGCCACCUAUGGCACGCGGAUAGUUGUGCAUGAUCCCGAGGAGGGUCGCCGUACCUUCGCUCUCCCUAUGCGGUUCCGUCAGAACCUGGGGACGGACGCUCCAGCUUAUGAACUAGACGCGCGUGUGACGCGCAGUAGUAUUACGGACAAGGUGCCGGUGCUAGGGCAAGGCUCCUCGCAGUGA
Molecule: messenger RNA, 942 nt
Organism: Dichomitus squalens LYAD-421 SS1
Lineage: Eukaryota; Fungi; Basidiomycota; Agaricomycetes; Polyporales; Polyporaceae
Exons: 8
Source: RefSeq, a predicted model, not a curated record